Molecule: messenger RNA, 3652 nt
Organism: Artibeus jamaicensis (Jamaican fruit-eating bat)
Lineage: Eukaryota; Metazoa; Chordata; Mammalia; Chiroptera; Phyllostomidae
Gene: CAMK2B
Product: calcium/calmodulin dependent protein kinase II beta
Exons: 24
Coding region: 105-2045 (646 amino acids)
Biological process (GO): protein phosphorylation
Cellular component (GO): neuron projection; cytoplasm
Molecular function (GO): ATP binding; calcium/calmodulin-dependent protein kinase activity; calmodulin binding
Source: RefSeq, a predicted model, not a curated record
CCCGCGCCCGCGCCCGUGUCGCCGCCGUGCCCGCGAGCGGGAGCCGGAGUCGCCGCCGCCGCCCGAGUGCAGAAGAGCGCACGCCGAGGCUGUCUGUCACCGCCAUGGCCACCACGGUGACCUGCACUCGCUUCACCGACGAGUACCAGCUCUACGAGGAUAUUGGCAAGGGGGCGUUCUCCGUGGUGCGGCGCUGUGUCAAGCUCUGUACCGGCCAUGAGUACGCAGCCAAGAUCAUCAACACCAAGAAGCUGUCAGCCAGAGAUCACCAGAAGCUGGAGAGAGAGGCUCGGAUCUGCCGCCUCCUGAAGCACUCCAACAUAGUGCGCCUGCACGACAGCAUCUCCGAAGAAGGGUUUCACUACCUCGUCUUUGAUCUGGUCACUGGUGGGGAGCUCUUUGAGGACAUUGUGGCAAGAGAGUACUACAGUGAGGCGGAUGCCAGUCACUGCAUCCAGCAGAUCCUGGAGGCGGUUCUCCAUUGCCACCAAAUGGGGGUCGUCCACAGGGACCUCAAGCCUGAGAACCUGCUCCUGGCCAGCAAGUGCAAGGGGGCCGCGGUGAAGCUGGCGGACUUUGGCCUGGCUAUCGAAGUACAGGGGGACCAGCAGGCGUGGUUCGGGUUCGCUGGCACGCCGGGCUACCUGUCCCCAGAGGUGCUGCGCAAGGAGGCCUAUGGCAAGCCAGUGGACAUCUGGGCGUGCGGCGUGAUCCUGUACAUCCUGCUGGUGGGCUACCCGCCCUUCUGGGACGAGGACCAGCACAAGCUCUACCAGCAGAUCAAGGCCGGCGCCUACGACUUCCCAUCCCCCGAGUGGGACACAGUCACACCUGAAGCCAAAAACCUCAUCAACCAGAUGCUGACCAUCAACCCCGCCAAGCGCAUCACCGCACACGAGGCGCUGAAGCACCCGUGGGUCUGCCAACGCUCCACGGUGGCCUCCAUGAUGCACAGGCAGGAGACAGUAGAGUGUCUGAAGAAGUUCAACGCCCGAAGGAAGCUCAAGGGCGCCAUCCUCACCACCAUGCUGGCCACCCGGAAUUUCUCAGUGGGCAGACAGACCACCGCUCCGGCCACAAUGUCCACCGCGGCCUCCGGUACCACCAUGGGGCUGGUGGAACAAGCAGCCAAGAGUCUGCUCAACAAGAAAGCAGAUGGAGUCAAGCCCCAGACGAAUAGCACCAAGAAUAGCGCAGCUGCCACCAGCCCCAAGGGGACACUUCCUCCAGCUGCCCUGGAGCCUCAAACCACCGUCAUUCAUAACCCUGUGGAUGGGAUCAAGGAGUCAUCGGACAGCACCCACACCACCAUAGAGGAUGAGGACACCAAAGCCCCCAUGGCCCCCAACAUCCCGAGCUCAGUGAGGAGGGGCUUGGGGACCCAGGAAGCCGAGGGCCCCCCACCCUGCUCCUCUCUGGUUCCCAUUAGCCCUGCGCCUCCUUCGUCCCCCAGGGUCUCUGACAUCCUGAGCUCUCCCAGGAGGGGCUCGGGGAUCCCGGAAGCUGAGGGUCCCCUGCCCACCCCAUCCCCCAGGAUCUCUAACAUCCUGAACACGGUGAGGAGGGGCUCGGGGACCCCAGAGGCCCAGGGCCCCCUACCCUGCCCAUCUCCAGCUCUUCUAGGCCCCCCACCUGCCCCGUCCCGGAAGCAGGAGAUCAUCAAGAUCACUGAGCAGCUCAUCGAGUCAGUCAACAACGGGGACUUCGAGGCCUACGCGAAAAUCUGCGACCCAGGCCUGACCUCAUUUGAGCCUGAAGCUUUGGGCAACCUGGUCGAAGGGAUGGACUUCCACAGGUUCUACUUCGAGAACUUGCUCGCCAAAAACAGCAAGCCGAUCCACACGACCAUCCUGAACCCGCACGUGCACGUCAUCGGGGAGGACGCGGCCUGCAUCGCCUACAUCCGCCUCACGCAAUACAUCGACGGCCAGGGCCGGCCCCGCACCAGCCAGUCCGAGGAGACCCGUGUGUGGCACCGCCGUGACGGCAAGUGGCAGAACGUGCACUUCCACUGCUCAGGCGCGCCCGUGGCCCCGCUGCAGUGAUGAGCCCGUUGGUUGGUGUUUGGCGCCCAGCCGCCUCGGCACACGGCCUGCCUGUCGCAUGUUUGUGUCUGCCUCUUCCUCCCCUGGUGCCUGUGUCUGCAGAAAACCAAGACCAGAUGUGAUUUCUUUUUAAAAACAAGAUGACAGCAACAACCACACAUUUCGGAUGAAAUGGAAAAAAAAAAAACUAAACAAAGGAAAAAGCUGUAAAAAUGACUGGCAUUUGUGGGGCUUCAAACCUACUGGCCAUUCCCUACCCGAGCUCCACCUGUCUGUCUGCUCCUGGCCUCCGGACCGCCGGCGGUGAACUUGUCCACAGGGCGUCGCCCGUUGCCCUGCCACGUUUGUUCGAAGGGGCCCAGCCCUCUGCCCUGCGCACAGUGGGUAGUGUCUGGUGUCGUCUGGGGGCGCUGCGGGGGCCGCGGGCCUGAGCGCAGCUGUACCCUCUGCUUCUUUUCCUUUCCUCUCCCCCAACCAAGAAGGCGGGUGUGGGUGGGCACCCCAGCGUGGACGGCCGCGCAGAGGCUGGGUCAGCUCCCCAGAAGGACCAGUCAUGAGAGGAGCCCCAGGGGCCCAGGGCUCUGGCUCUCGCUCUCCUAGGAGCAGGAGGUGCAGAUGGGCACGCCUAGCGUCAGACUCAAGCUGGCUACACACUGGCCAGGAAGGCACCCUUGGCAGCAGCCCAGGGGGCCUUUCUCCGACACAGGGGCAGGGGCUUGAGGGGCAGGGGCUCCAGGGCUCCUGGCUACAGCAGUGUUCCUGGCCUUUGGCAGUGCUGCGGGAGGGCAGGGCCGACCCCCUUGCCAGGCUUCAGAAGGCUGCAGUGUGUGCUGGGGACCCUAUGGGGCAAGGGGGCGCAGGGCUCCCCGCAGUGAGGCUCAGGGAUGGCCUGUGUGGUCAGAUGGCCUGUGUGGUCAGAUGGCCGUGGGGAGCACCCAGGGGUGCGGGUGCGGGUCUGACCAGGACUGGUCACUGAGAUGUGGGACCCAACUCCUUCCCCUUUGAUUGACGUUUUCAACAAGGGUUCUCUUCAUCUUUCCUCACAAAUCAAGCAGGGGUGGGGUGGGGGGGGGCACGGACUGGGACAGGACACAGCACCUGCUCUCCAAGGUGACUGUCCAUCAUCGGACACUCGUAGUGGACACUCACCUGCCCGUCCACAGCUGUGCUCAGGACAGCUGUCCCCACUCAUGGACACAGGGUGAGCAUCUGCCAGGCUCCCUGGGUGUGGGCAGCACGUGGCAGGGCUCGCCGUGGGCGGCCUGGGCCUGGCCAUUCUCACCUCCUGGGGCCUCCUCCCACCUCUCCCACUCCUCGUUAUCUCUAUGGAGCUGCCUGUCUGGGUUAAUUUGGGGAUUUUUUUCUGGGGGAUAGUUCUUUUGCAUGACCCCCACAAGCAAGCCACACCUGCUCUCCUAGCUAGAUGUCUGCAGUGUGGCCUCGCCGGCCCGCCCUGCAGAGGGUCGGCUGCCGCGGUGCUGGCCGGCUUUCCUCCUCUCUUUUUGCUGAGUUUUAUUGUCUUUUCUUUCUGAGCCUUGUAAGUGUACAAAAAAUUAUUUUGUUCUGUCUCGGGAAACUGCAAAUAAAAGAAAAACAGGACAAACUGC